Messenger RNA from Epinephelus fuscoguttatus (brown-marbled grouper), 1907 nucleotides. RefSeq names its product potassium channel subfamily K member 15-like. Gene Ontology annotation, cellular component: membrane. The record is from RefSeq and is a predicted model, not a curated record. Gene Ontology annotation, biological process: stabilization of membrane potential; potassium ion transmembrane transport. NCBI's taxonomy places the organism in Eukaryota, Metazoa, Chordata, Actinopteri, Perciformes, Serranidae. Gene Ontology annotation, molecular function: potassium ion leak channel activity. Bases 529 to 1773 code for a protein of 414 amino acids. The transcript is spliced from 3 exons.
GUUUCCACAUUACACUUGUGUAAGAUGCAUAUUGGACAACAACUGACAGUUGUGAUGACACAAAUCUGCUCUAGCAUACAGCUCAUAUUUAAGGUGAUAAAAGAGGAACCUUACUUUUUCAGGACCUAAAGACUUUUAGUGUCAAACUCUGCACAAACACCAUUCUACACAGUGAGGGUCAAAGUGGAGUAACAGUCAGCUGAAGGCAUUUUGAGUGGAGAGGAACUUUAAUGACUUGAUAUCUCAAGACAGAGUGAACCUGACCUGUUAGGUAGGCCUAUACAUCUAAGGCAGGCAGACCUCAGCAAACGAGGUCAUUUGAGCACCUUUAAGUGGGCUAGACUAACAUCCUGUGGAAAGGCAAUGUGUUGCCAGCUGCUGAGCUCAGCAGAGCACAGGGGCCUCAACGCAUCACUGAAGAUGGAUGGAGUUGUUGGAUGAUGCUGCUGUGCCCUCUGCGCGUCUGUUCCUGUGAGCAGGAGCACCCUCCGUCCCUCCCACCGCUCCGCGCGCACUCCGGAGUUGAGGAUGAAGACGCAGAACAUCAGGACCCUCUCUCUCAUCCUCUCCAUUGUUUUCUACCUGCUCAUAGGAGCCGCCGUCUUUGACGCGCUGGAGUCAGACAGCGAGAGUUCAAGGAAGAAGGCGCUGGAGCAGAAGCUGAACGAGCUGAAGAACAAGUACGGAUUUAACGAGGAUGACUACAGAGAGAUUGAGAGAGUGGUCGUACAGUCGGAGCCGCACCGCGCAGGGAGGCAGUGGAAGUUCGCCGGAUCCUUUUAUUUUGCCCUCACUGUCAUCACCACGAUCGGUUAUGGCCACGCUGCCCCACGCACUGAUGCUGGCAAGGUCUUCUGCAUGCUUUACGCUCUCCUGGGCAUUCCUCUGACGCUGGUCAUGUUCCAGAGCCUGGGCGAGAGGAUCAACACUUUUGUCCGCUACCUCCUGCGCAGAACCAAGCAGUGCCUGGGCUUACAGGAGACAGAGGUGUCCAUGGGGAACAUGGUCCUGGUGGGUUUGUUGUCGUGCAUGAGCACCCUGUGUAUCGGAGCUGCAGCCUUCUCCCAUUAUGAGGACUGGACCUUCUUUGAUGCCUUCUACUACUGCUUCGUAACGCUCACCACCAUUGGAUUUGGGGAUUUUGUGGCCCUGCAGAACACGGAUGCUCUCCAGAACCGACCCCCCUACGUGGCAUUUAGCUUCAUCUACAUUUUAGUUGGGCUGACAGUCAUUGGGGCUUUUCUUAACCUGGUGGUGCUGAGGUUUCUCACUGUCAGCACAGAGGAGCCUGACACAAGGACUGAAGCAGGGGUAGAGGAUCAGAGAACACAGCCUAAGGAUACGCAGGGGGAUUUGGAGGUGUCGGUGGCAGAGGCAGAAACUGCUGAUGUCAGCUAUAAAGACCGCGAGGAUGGACACAGCAGCCUGUGCAACCUGAAUCUUCCCAUGGAGGGGGGCACCAGCUGUAUGAAUCUCCUCCCCUCUCCUACAGAGGAGAGCAGACUUAUUUCAUCUGAGCACUCAAAGCUCUCUGAACCAAGCAAACUCAGGGCCUUGUUCACCUGCAUGUGCUGUGGCCCGGACGUUUACGACAGCCCCUCUCCGUCUCAUCAUGAGGAGGCGGGCGGCCACAGCAACCCUGUCUUUUACAACUCCAUCUCCUACAGGGUGGACCGGGCCUCGUGCAGCUCCUGCACCGCAUCCUUAGAGGCCUCCCCCUGCAGAGCAGCUCUCUGUAAGAACAAUCCUCACACCAGGAGGAAGUCAUUAUAACUCUGUGAAACUUUGACUUAGUGGCCUUUGUUUUGGACUAUUUGUAGACACCACAUAACCCUGAUUUUUUUGCUUGGUGGAACAAACUGCCCAGUGCUCUCCUAGUUACAAAUGUAGCAUUACUUGUUGCCAGA